Molecule: messenger RNA, 968 nt
Organism: Cladocopium goreaui
Lineage: Eukaryota; Dinophyceae; Suessiales; Symbiodiniaceae
Source: the annotation of a GenBank genome assembly
GUGCUACCAUGGCUUCGGCUGGUCCACGUGAAAAUGAGAAGAUCGAUGACUGGGUGAAUCAAAUGGAUGAGAUUCUGCGUCCACUGGCAGAGACGAGUCCCUUCGGCAAGCGCAUCGCCGUGGAACGCUUCCAAGAAAGGGCAACCCGUGGGCUGCGAGACAGAGGAUUUGACUUCAUUGACGCGCAGAUCCCCAUCGAAUAUGCCCGAAGUUUGAAGACCGAGGAGGAGAUUGUGGCCAUUCGCUAUGGCAUCAAAGUCGUCGAAGAGGGAGUGCAUCGUCUACGCGAUGCCUUGUCGCAGCCAGAGGCCAAUGUGACUGAAAAUGAGGUUUGGAGUAUCUUGCAUUCAACGGUCAUUGCUUGUGACGGAGAAUACGUGGAGACGCGGCUCAUGAAUUCCGGACCUAAAACAAACCCAUGGAUGCAGGAGAGUGGCGCCCGUCGCAUCAACGUGGGGGAGACCGUUCAGUUGGAUACGGAUGUGGUAGGACCGUUUGGUUACUACGUGGAUUUUUCUCGAACCUUCACCGCAGGGUAUGGCCUGCCAGGAUUUCAAGCCACGGAGAAGCAGAAAAAACACUACAAAUUGGCGCUGGAGAUGGUUAAGCACAACAUGGAGCUUCUGAUCCCUGGUGCCUCCUUUGAAAACGUCACCUUUAACGCAUGGCCAAUUCCUGAAGAGUUUCAGGCGCACAAAUACCACGUGCAAACCCAUGGGACUGGGAUGACUGGAGAGUAUCCCUACAUUUUCCAUCCUUCGGAUUGGGCAUCCCACGGCUACGAUGGCGUCGUGAAGGAAGGUAUGACUCUGAGUGUCGAGGCCUUUAUCGGUUCAGAUCAGGGCGGAGAAGGUGUGAAGUUUGAACAACAUGGUGUGAUCACCAAGGAUGGAUUUCAACUACUAUCCACCAACGUUCCGCCCGAGCCAUAUCUGCUGGAGGAGUCGCCGCAGCUUUGCAGUGCAUGA